UUGGGGUAGUUCGGGGAAGCGCGCGGCGUCAUUCCGCGCUCCCUUGGCUCCGCCCCCCGACACUCCCUUCGUCACGCGCUCCCCUCCCCCUUCCGCCCUGCUGCCUUGUCACCAGCUGAGGAAGCUCAGCGGGACCAUGGCUGGCCAGCAGGACAAGGCUGCCUUAAUCAGCGAAGCCAGACGGCGCUUUGAGACUGAAUAUCUGCCAGAUAAAUCAGAUAAAUAUGAUUCCAGAGAUGUGGAAAGAUUGCAGCAAGAUGAUAAUUGGAUUGAAAAUUAUUUGAUUUGGCGUCAUGAUGUUAUGGAUGAUACACUGAAGAUGAUUGAUGAAAGCUUUCAGUGGAGGAAAGAAUACAUGGUCAAUGAUUUGUCUGAAUCUGCCCUUCCAAAAUGGUUAUUUGAAAAUGGUGCUCUUUAUCUGCAUGGAUAUGAUAAAGAGGGCUACAAGUUAUUCUGGUUCAGGGUGAAGUUUCAUACAAAAGAUCCUAAACUGCAGUUUGAAAAAAAGAAGUUUGUAGCCUUUUGGUUAGAGCAUUAUGCCAGGAGAGAUCAUGGAAAGCCUUUAACAGUGGUGUUUGACAUGGCUGAAACUGGACUCAGUCACAUAGACUUGGACUUCAUUCGGUUCAUCAUCAACUGUUUUAAAGUUUAUUAUCCUAAUUACCUCUCAAAGAUAGUGAUCUUUGAAAUGCCAUGGAUAAUGAAUGCUGCUUUUAAAAUUGUGAAGGGUUGGCUUGGUCCAGAUGCGAUAAGCAUGUUGAAGUUUACAAACAAGAAUGAAGUGCAGGAAUACAUCAGUGUAGAGUAUCUGCCUGCCUACAUGGGUGGAAUUGAUACUUUCAAGUACAGUUACCCUCCAUUGGUUGAUGAUGAUUUUCAAACUCCAUUAUGUGAAAAUGGACCUAUUACUACUGAAGAUGAAACUGAAAGUAAAGAAGAGAUGGAAGCAGACAGCAAGGAGGCUGGAGAAUUCAGUGAAGAGCAAAUUCUCAAUGCGAAAAAGGUAUGUUCUGUAGAACAAAUUUCCAAACCAGAAGAGAAUGACAAAACAGAUUCCAAAACAAAAAAUGCAAAGAAAGCGUUAACCAUUUUUAAAGGACCAUUAUUACAUAUAAGUCCGGCAGAAGAGCUGUUUUUUGGAUCCAAAGAAAUUGGAGAGAAAAAAUGCUUGAUAGUUCUGACAAAUGUGACUAAAAAUGUAGUGGCCUUUAAGGUGAGAACAACUGCUCCUGACAAGUAUAGAGUUAAACCAAGUAAUAGUAGCUGUGAACCUGGUACAUCAAUAGACAUAGUAGUAUCCCUCCAUGGUGGUUUUGCCGCUUCCCUGCAGGACCGUUUCCUGAUAAUGGCAGCAGAAAUGGACCAGGCUUCUGCAGCAGGUGUACCAGAAUUAGCUCAGUUUUGGAAAGAAGUCCCUAGAAACAAAGUGAUGGAACUUAGGUUAAGAUGUCAUGUUGUAGAAAGUAGCAAGCCUUCUACUCUGACAUUAAAAGAGAAUUCAUUUAAUAUUCCUACAAAAACCAAUGAAGAUUUACACUUACAGCUAACUCAAUUAUUACAGGUUAAUAGAAGGCUUCAAGAGCAGAUUGAUUGCUGUGUCUGGUUCCAGCAGCUAAUAGUUGUAUUAGCAUUGUUCUUAGUUGCUAUUGCUGCCUUUUGCUUCUACGUGUUGUACACUCAGAGAUGCUAAACAGCAAUGCUUUGCAUUACCCCUGCUGGCUGUGUUAAUCGGUUUGAAAGGAGAGAGAAUCCAAUGCUGCUCCAUUAAACCCUGAAACUACCAAAAACGAGAGAGGUCUGUGCUGUAAAGUACAAAGCUGAGUCAUACUAUUUGCUGUUAAAAGAAGAAACGAAAGACCAACAAGAGUUCAGAAAUUUACUGAAACUGUCUUGAUGCUUACAGUACAGAAAAAAGAAGAUAUUAAAAGAGCUAGGAGCUAUGUUCACUGGACAAGUUACUGAAUAUUACCAAACAGAAAAGAUGAGUAAAUGUAACAAUAUACCGUAACUUUAAAACUGCAUAGAAUAUAUUAUUUUUCUCUUUUUGGUUGAAGUACUUUGAAUGUCACCUUUUUAGUUUCAUUCAUUCUCAUGCGUACAGGAUAUACUAAAAGGUGCAAGCAGGCUGCUUAAAUUUAUUUAAAAAAAUAACUUUUUUUUUUUUAACAGAAUUGUUAUAUAGUACAGGUUAGAUUUUUCUUACAUGAUGUGUGUAUGUACAUAAUGUAUAUGAAAAUAGGGAGACAUGGCCCUAUAGUACACAGUAGUUAAAUGGUGAUUCUUUUUGAAAUUCAGGAACAGCAUUCUUAUCAUGGUUAAGUCUUUAUUUUUGUUUUUUUCUGAAUGUAAAACUAUUGUAUAAAUAUUUCAUGCCAAAUAGUAUACACAGUACAUCAGUUUGUAGCCGUAUUCCCCAGAAAAAAUGCCUGCCAUAAUUCUGAAGAAAUUUGAUAAAAAUACGUCUUUUGAGAUGCUGUCUUAAUUAAUUAUAGAUAUUUUGUUUUAUUAAAUUUUCCUACUUUAAUGUUUACUAAUUUCACGUUGUUGUGGAAGGAACUCUUUAUACGAACUUCAAAGCAACUUGCUGUUAAGUAGGUCAGCAAUAGUCAACUGCAUGAUUCAUAUAAAAGCUAAAAAUCAAUGUAAGAAACAUUUCUGAGAAAUGUGCAAUCAUUCAGUCAUGCAUGAAUAUUUGGAGGAAACAAGCCAGAUCAGGAAAAGAUUGAGUAUAUUAGACAGACUAUGAAAAAUAUAGUAUCUGCUGCUUCUUUGAAAGCAUUUUAGGAAUGGUAUAUAAAACGAGUGAGAAUUUAUUCUAGCAAAGAUUCUUUGUACUCAUUUCUGUAAAUAUUUAUAUUGAAAUGAUCUAAAAAUGUAAAGCCUAAAAGGAGACAUGGUAUCUUUCAUAAAUUUUUAAGGGUCUUCCCCCCCCCACCUUUUUUUUUUUUUUUUUUUUGACUGACCAUUUAUAAUAAAUGCUUGAAACUUAAAACUGAAAUCUGGUUCUUGUUUUCACCACAAAUUGGCUUGUCUAUAUAAGUCUCUUUAUUAGUGCUGGGCCCGAUGGCUUUGAUUUUUUUAAAUCAAUUAGAAAAGAUCAUUGCAGAGUUCAUGUUAUAUUUUGAAUGUACUGUUCCCCCCC
Molecule: messenger RNA, 3142 nt
Organism: Gopherus evgoodei (Goodes thornscrub tortoise)
Lineage: Eukaryota; Metazoa; Chordata; Testudines; Testudinidae
Gene: MOSPD2
Product: motile sperm domain containing 2
Exons: 15
Coding region: 137-1690 (517 amino acids)
Source: RefSeq, a predicted model, not a curated record